This is a messenger RNA of Acanthamoeba castellanii str. Neff, 1527 nucleotides long. Its product is annotated as Sel1 repeatcontaining protein. The transcript has 3 exons. The coding region runs from base 1 to 1527 and encodes 508 amino acids. Gene Ontology annotation, molecular function: protein binding. Lineage: Eukaryota; Discosea; Longamoebia; Acanthamoebidae. The record is from RefSeq and is a predicted model, not a curated record.
AUGGUACAAGGCGGAGUAGAGGAGGAGGGCUUUUUAGCGGAUGUAGUGCCCGGACUGCCCGCGUGGGCGCGGCGGAGAGGCAGCCUGACCACGCCCGAGGAGCGGCUGCUCGAGGAGGAAGAGCUCGACCUGCUGGCGGCCGAGGUCCAGCGCCUCGUCGACGGACCCCUCAAGACCACCAGCCCCCACCCCCAACAAACAACUCGCCGCGGCCUCCUGCACUCGCUACGUUCGCUCAAGAGGCAACCCGCUACGUUCAACCUCAACACCUUUGGCGUCAGCGACUCAACCACUACAACGACCACUUCGCGGACUGGCAGCGUAGAAGAAGAAGUCGUCGUUGACGAAGACGAGGCCGAGUUCCUGUACGACAUGGGCAAGCGGAUGUUGCUGGGCCGCGAGGGCGGGAUGGAGCUCCAACGCAACCCCCGCUGUGCGGUCCACCUCCUCCAGCGCGCGGCCGCGAUGGGCCACGUCGGCGCCAAGUGGGACCUGCACUGCUGCCGCGGCCGGGGCGACGACAUCACCCUCGACUACACUCGCGCCGCCGUACUCUACGCCAGGUUCGCGAAGAUGGGCCACCCUGUGGCGCUGAGCAACCUCGGCGUGUGCUACCACAAGGGACGAGGCGUCAAGAAGUCCCUCAGCAAGGCGGUGCGGUACUACACGCAGGCGGCUCAGCACAACUACGCGCGGGGCAACUACAACCUGGCCGUGUGCUACGACCUGGGCGACGGUGUGGUCAGGGACGCGGCCAAGGCCGUGGACCACUACAGCAAGUCGGCUCGGCUGGGCUACGCCGUGGCCCAGUACUACAUGGGCGUGUGCUACAGCCACGCCAAGGGCAUAGAGAGCCGCGACUUCAAACAGGCGAUCGACAUGUGGCGCAAGGCCGCGCGACAGGGCCACGGCCUGGCCCAACUGGUGCUGGCCAACUACCACCGCGAGGGCCUGGAGGGCCUCCUUCCCAAGGACGUGCUCAAGGCCGCGCUCCUCUUCCGGGCGGCGAUCGGCUGGGGCGACGAGAAGGCCUGGGACCGGCUCAAGGACCUCCUCGCGGCCUCACCCACGGGCGACUUUGAGGAGUGCGGCCUCGACCGAUGCGACGGAUGCGAGGCGCGACCUGUGGAGCACACAACGCACGUGCCUACGCUCUACGACCAGUGCUGCCUCCACUUCUUCAAUCGGUGGACGCACCACAAGGUGGUGGCCGCGGCCAAGACCGAGCAGGCGCAGCUGCCCGCCGAGGUGGUCGACAAGAUCAACCGCGAGGUCAGGAAGUGCCACAACCCGGCCUGCACGAAGCUGCGCUACGGCCCGGGCACCGUCCAGCGCAGAUGGCGCUUGAAGGCUCCCUCCAGCUCGAGCGAGGAGGAGCCGAAGGCCACCAUCCAGCACCGGCCCGAGGCCAUCGACGAUCAGCGGGACGGCGAAGAGGAGAGCAUACUCGAGCUGGAGGGCGAGGGAGAGAACGGCGACGAGGUCGCCCUCCACUUCUGCAGCCACAAGUGCGCCCUGGCGCUGUAA